Caenorhabditis briggsae is the source of this 1038-nucleotide messenger RNA. The record is from RefSeq and is a predicted model, not a curated record. The transcript has 6 exons. The coding region runs from base 1 to 1038 and encodes 345 amino acids. Lineage: Eukaryota; Metazoa; Nematoda; Chromadorea; Rhabditida; Rhabditidae.
AUGGAUGAAAAAGCAAAAAGAUUUGUGAGCAAAUCUAGACGAAACAAACCGAAGCAUGGAAGUAAAGGAAAAGUUACAUCAAAACUAAGAUCACGGUGUCGAAAAGGGGGUCAGAAGAAGUCGUCGACGGCGUCAAAAAGUAAUUCAGCGAUUUCGCCAGGCUUAUCGAAUGAGAGGAAUUUGGAGAAGAAUUUGGAAAAGAAUCACCCUCUAGAAAAGAGGGAAAUUGAGAAGAAGGAGUCUGAAAAAGAGUCGGAUAAGAAAAAAGAGGAAGAGAAGAAAAAGAUUGAAAAAAGAAGAGAAAGAGAGUUCAAAGAAGACAAAGAACCAGAUACGGAUAGUGAUCAUGAUGCAGAUCUUUCGUUGAAAAAGAGUCAUGUUGCCGUCCCCACCCGAAAAGGCAAACCCCAAAAAGUGGCAAUCAAGCACAACGACGUCGACGAAAAAGAGACAGAACGUCUUCUCAAAAAGCUAAACGACAUCAAGACAGAACCAGCUCGCCCACAAGUCACUCUCGACGAGAAAUCCAAAAUUCUUAUGGAUCGAGUCGAGAAAAAACCGUACCCGGCGAAGUACGCAAAACGGAAUAAAUGGGCACUUUUGGUGGAGGAAGAUGGCGAAUUUUUCAAGCCGACUCCUUUCACUAAAGCGGGUUCAUCGACGAUUGUACCUGUAGAAGACACAUAUGACUACGUUCCGAAACUAGCAGAUGUUCAGAAAAUGGAAGGGGAGAAUGUGUUUCAGACAACGAUGGGCGAGGUUCCAUAUUGGGGCGUAUAUUUGGAUCCGGAGGAGCAUGAUUUGGAUGGAAUCGAACCUCCGAUAUCUGUUGGAAGUGAACAUGUAAUGGCUUAUCACAAGAAAGAGCUCCCACUCAAAACCCCCAAAUGCUCCAGGAGAUCCCGCCCCAUUUUAUCGGCUCGUGAAGAAAAAGAUCGUCUGUUGACUUCGAAAAAGCUGGAUGCCAAAUCUCCAACACCUUCAAAAAUCUCAAAAAUCGAAGAGGAACAGAAACAGCAAAAUAUUAAAAUUCCUUGA